UCAACAUGGCUGAAAGAUAUACCAUCAAAAUGAUCACUCCUGAUACUAAAGAUUGGACCUGUAAGGUCCAAGUUGUUGAUAAAAGUCGACCAAGGGACAACAAAGAUAAAACUACAAAAUACCAAGUGUUAAUUCUGCAAGAUGAAGAGGAGAAUCAAGUUCAGGCCACUAUUUACAGUACUGAUAUAACAUAUUUUGAAAGAGAAUUUGCUCCUUUCAACACUUACUUGGUAUCUGUUGCACAUGUGAAAGUACCACCUCUUGGAUAUGAAAAUUCACUUAACAAAUUCAUUUGGACACUUGAUAAAAACACCAUUGUUGAACCAGUUGAAGAGGUCAAACCUCCAGAGGAUCCAUUACCACCACCAAGACGACUAGCUCUUACCACAUUUGACACUUUUGAGUAUCAACCCAAAGAAUUUGAAUUUGAUGUACUCGCCAUUGUCAUUAAUGGCAGUCCUUCAACAAGGACUACAACUGGAAAACGAAUUCAAGAGUUUAUUAUCAUGGACAAGCUGAAAAAACCAACAAAACUGACACUUUGGGAGGAUUUUAUUGAUCAUGAGGGACUUAAACUUUUCAACCAACUUCAUGAUUACCCAAUCAUUCUUGCUAGGAAAAUUGGGAAAUCAUCCUCAGGAACGUCGAAUAGAUUCGUUGGGUUGACGAGUAAAUUCAAUACAACAAUUCAAAUCAAUCCUCCAUAUCCACAGGCUGCUGAGUUAAGGACGUGGAUCAAAACAAUUGAAACAAAGCUUGUUUCUUACAAGAUGAAAAGUACAACUCCAAUAGGCUCUAUUAUGUUGAUUCCAUUUGAAGAUGAAGUUAUAUCUGUGGCUAACAUCCAGGCACAACCUCCAGGACAAGUAUUUAAUGUUGAGGCUGAAUUGUCCCUUGCAAGUAAAGAUCAAGGCUUUAGUGUGUUAGCAUGCUCAAAUUGUAAGCAAUUGUUCACAAGAUAUAAUGUGCGAAGGGAAAUAUACUGCACAAAUUGUCACCGAUCCACACAUCUUAUUCCCAGAUGUCAAUUUGAAGUUACUAUUAAGGACAACAGUGGUUUUGCAACAGCUAUUGUUUCAGAUGAAAUUGCAGAGAAAAUGUUGCGCCUCACUUCAGAAGAAAUUUAUGAAAUUUGCUUCGUCAAGAAAGAAACAUUAUCCCUCCAAAAUGUGGAAGAUGAAUUGAACGGCAAGAUAUUUAACAUUCAAAUAAAAAGGCUAUUCACAAAAAAAUUGGAUGCAAUGCAAAAAUUAUCCAUUUUGUCUUUCGUGGAGAAACAAGAUGUGAUUCUUAAAUCAAUGGCAUCUACGACAGUCAAUAUUACAGAUGCGAAAAAGCGCACAAUUGAACAUCUUAGUUCAGGGGAAAAAGAAUAUCCAAGCAUGGAAAUGAAAAUUCCUCCCAUGAAAAAGAAUUAAAAG
This is a messenger RNA of Solanum tuberosum (potato), 1421 nucleotides long. Its product is annotated as replication protein A 70 kDa DNA-binding subunit B-like. The coding region runs from base 6 to 1418 and encodes 470 amino acids. The transcript is spliced from 9 exons. Lineage: Eukaryota; Viridiplantae; Streptophyta; Magnoliopsida; Solanales; Solanaceae. The record is from RefSeq and is a predicted model, not a curated record.